AUGGACAAAUUUGAUGAUAACGAUGUUAACGAUGAAUAUAUAUAUAAAUUUUUCACCAAAUUCUACGGAAAAUUACCAAUUGAAUUGAAAGUUGCAAUAUUGCUGCAUUUAUCAAUCCCAAAGAUACUUUUAUUGAAGUCUUUGAUAAAUGAUGAUGAAACUAGAUCACUUCCAAUUAAACUGAUUACAAAAGAUAAGAUCCAUGCUGGAGUGUGCCGUUGUGAGAACAUUCAUCUUGAAAAUCGACUUUCACGUAAAGAAGCAUUAAUCAAUACUGAUGAUAUAAUCCCAAUUAUAGUCCAUGUUAACACUGAUGAGAGAUGUAGGGAGUUUGAUCUUACAAGAACAGAAUUAACAGGUAGUGCCUAUUGGUUCAAGAAGGUAAGUCGAAGCUAUGAUUUUGAAAGCAAUGCCGAUUUGGAAUUGAGCUUUGAUGAAAUAACUUACUCUAAAUGUGAGGAGUUAAAAGAAUUUCCUGGUUAUUAUAAUGUUAGCGGUAUCAACAUAUCUGAAUUAACAGGAACGCAUUAUUUAAGGUCUUUGGACUUUUCAAAAUUUACAAAUUUAGAACAGUUUCAAAUUAUUUCGAAUAAUAGUUUAUCGAAAUUAUCGUUAUCCCCAACCAUAUUUGAAAAGGUUACUGAUUUAGCUAUUGAUAAUGUCCUUGAAGAAGAAUUUUACAGCAAGUUUAUUAAUUUGAAACGGUUUGAUAUUCAUAUUCAAAAAGGGAGAAACUUGCAUAUUGCAUCUAUUCCAAGACGUGUGGAAACACUAAAGAUCACAGUUGAACAUAUUAGAAUAGCAUUAAAGUCCACCGGAGGACAAAUUAUAAUCAAUUCAAGUGAAGAUUGGCCUCAGCAUUUAAAGCAUUUAACUCUAGAUGAUCUGAGAUAUCUCGUUUGCAAUUUCACUGAAGUACUGAAAUAUAAGCUACCAUCAUAUUUACGUACAUUAAAGACUUCCGGUUUUCCUUAUGGACGACUUUUAUCACAAUUACCAGAUUCAUUAAUUGAUUUGAAUAUGGAUAUUACUCGACACACUAUUGACUUUGAAGGCUCUAGUAAUGAACAAGUGGAUUUUGAAUUUCCUUCUAGUUUGAGAAAUAUUAAUUUACAACUUUUAGACGUUAAUGCAAAGGAUAAGACAUAUAACCUCCCAAAAGGGUUAAAAACAUUCAUUGCAAUUGGGUGUGAUUUUAAAAUUCCAUUCAACAAUUUCAACUUUAACACUUGCAACACUUGUUUGGAACAUCUUGAAUUUGAAAAUAAUAGUAUUGAAUUCACCAAUCUAUAUUUCACUAAUUUCACCAAAUUAAAAGUAAUUAAACUAUCUGGAUGUCGGAUUGAUAGCUUAACUUAUUUUACACCACCUUCCUGUUUAAAAGUUUUGGAACUUUGCAAUAAUCCUAUUAAAUCAAUUGAUGAAACUUGUCCUUUAUUUAAUAACCCAGCUAGGUAUAACAUGCUUGAAAAGAUUGAAAUAAGUGAAAGCAAAAUCUCAUUCAUAUCUUCCAAAAUAGACUUGCCAAUAAACCUUCAAAGCUUGACUAUAAGAGACGCUAAAAUCCAAAACUUUUGCUUUACACCAUCUAUAGUUAACCAUAAAUCAUUACGAAACUUGUGGUUAUCACGCUUGCAAUCGAUUGACUUUUGUGAUGAUGAUAAAAGUGAAAAUAAAUGUGAAUCAAGCAUUAAAACUUUGUAUCUCGGAGUAAAUAGUCAUCUUCAUACAUGGUGUUUUAAAGACAUCAAAAAGUUUUAUCUCAACUUGGAAACAUGUUUAGGAAAGAAAAUAAAAUAUGAAAGCAAUAAAAUAUCGGCUAAACAUUUAUAUUUUCAUUUUGAUUGA
Messenger RNA from Scheffersomyces coipomensis, 1848 nucleotides. RefSeq lists its product as uncharacterized. The transcript has a single exon. NCBI's taxonomy places the organism in Eukaryota, Fungi, Ascomycota, Pichiomycetes, Serinales, Debaryomycetaceae. The coding region runs from base 1 to 1848 and encodes 615 amino acids. The record is from RefSeq and is a predicted model, not a curated record. Gene Ontology annotation, molecular function: protein binding.